AUGGAUAUCCUGGCAGACUUUGAGACGAUGGCGACGGACGCAGCUGACUCCAACGACCUUGAACCACCUAAUAAGAAAGUCAGCCGAUGGCAAACUCUAUUCUUAUACACCUGCUCCGAGGCUUUGAAGCAGACAAAGGCACAGCACAACUACUAUGCCCGCACCAGAGUCUCAGAUGAACAUUGGGAAGCAUCAAGGCAGACAAGGAAGCUCAAGGCUUCACGCGAGACGCUUCGGGCUGAAUCUAAGGCACCCAGCAGUACUGAGAAUGCCUCUUGUCUGCUCCUCCUGACUGGCAUCUUGAACUCGCCCGAAGCAAUUCAAAACGCUGCAGGGCUGCAGCAGGCUCCUACGUUCAUCCAUGGAAGCUCCGAGUCAGAUGCGAGGGACAUUUUUUUCGUCGAAAUGCUUGCCAGGGUAGAGCAUAGGCUGGAGAACUAG
Bacidia gigantensis is the source of this 441-nucleotide messenger RNA. RefSeq lists its product as uncharacterized. The transcript is spliced from 2 exons. NCBI's taxonomy places the organism in Eukaryota, Fungi, Ascomycota, Lecanoromycetes, Lecanorales, Ramalinaceae. Bases 1 to 441 code for a protein of 146 amino acids. The record is from RefSeq and is a predicted model, not a curated record.